Colletotrichum godetiae is the source of this 567-nucleotide messenger RNA. RefSeq lists its product as uncharacterized. The transcript has a single exon. Bases 1 to 567 code for a protein of 188 amino acids. The record is from RefSeq and is a predicted model, not a curated record. NCBI's taxonomy places the organism in Eukaryota, Fungi, Ascomycota, Sordariomycetes, Glomerellales, Glomerellaceae.
AUGGCCAGUAUUCCGAAGCAAACUUCGGUGAAGACGGUGUAUGAAACUCGAAUUGCGGCAAAGACACUUAUCAAGACAGUAACAUGGACGGUCACCGACACUCAAGGAGACUUGGAAGUUUCGCCACACGCUCCGUACAUCAUCACGACUGCCCUCCAAUCGGCAGGCUCAUCAGCUCCAGAUUCCUACGAGAAACUCGAUCAGAGAAAAACUGCCGGUAAUAGGGGGGGAACCCUCGCUAUAGCCUUGAUAGUGUCACUCAUUGGUGUGUGGAGCCUUCAUCGGCGGCGAACACCUUUUGAGCGAGAUGACUUGAAAACAGGCUACGUCAGCGAGCUCACACAUUUGCCUCGCAAAUUUGAAGGAGCCAUCUUUAUGUCCGUCGGUCAAAACGUGCUCAACAGAAAACUUAUUGAGGGUCUCACCGACGCCGUCAAGGACUUGGAUUCGCGAACCAUUGUCAAUACCGGCGCAACAGCCCUGCGCGACGUCUUGCCUGUAGAGUACAAUACACCGGCCGUUGAACAAGGCAUAUCGGGCAUUGUAAUACUGUUUAAUGAAGGAUGA